CCCGAGGGCGCAAGCCCGUCGCCGCCGCCGCCACCGCCGCCGCCGCCGCCGGGCUGGGACCGCUGUGCGCCCGCGGCGUGAGGUGUGGGAGGGGGCGCCGCCCCUGCGUCCGCCGCGCCGCCUCGCGGUGUCUGCCCUGGCGUCCGGCGCCAGCGCGGUCCGAAAAUUUACCCUGACCUGUGUCUGCAGAGCGCGGGUGGCAGCGCCACCUGCUUCGGAAGCCCCUGCGCCCCGGCUCAGAGGGAGCGACGCCAGGGCGGCGUGGCGGGUCUCUGAGGACUAUGCGAUGAGGAAAGAGGAACUGGGAGCCUUUCCUUUAAACUGAAGUUUGAUUUCUUCGCAGAGUUACCGUGGCCUUCGGAUCUAAAAGCUGUAAGGAGUGGCGUGGCCAGCUUCCAGACAGCCUUCGCCCAGAUUCCGCGGCUGUUAGCAUUUGGGACGCUCGCCUGCACACACCCCCCCACCCCACCCCCCCCCGCCCCGGCUGCGGCCUCAGAUUUGCCCGCAGAGCCCUCGGAGCCUAAGUGAAAUGUAGUGCCUCCCUCAGCUUCCCCAGAGUUCCUUGUGCGCAAGAGAAGGGAGGUCGUAUGGCAGUUGUUGGAAGCUGCAAGGGCUGCGAGGAACACCGUCACCUUUUGGAAGUAUGACAGAUACAUAGCAUCUAGCAAAAUAAUGGCAGCUGCUUACCUUGACCCAAACUUGAAUCAUACACCGAAUUCGUGUACCAAGACUCACCUGGGCGCCGGCGCGGAGCGGUCCCCCGGGGCAAUGGAGCGGGUGUUGAAAGUCUUUCAUUACUUUGAAAACAGCAGCGAACCAGCUACUUGGGCCAGUAUUAUCAGGCACGGGGAUGCGACUGAUGUCCGGGGCAUCAUUCAGAAGAUAGUGGACAGUCACAAAGUAAAGCACGUGGCCUGCUAUGGAUUUCGCCUCAGUCACCUGCGGUCAGAGGAGGUUCACUGGCUCCAUUUGGAUAUGGGUGUCUCCAAUGUGAGGGAGAAGUAUGAACUUGCACACCCACCAGAGGAGUGGAAAUAUGAAUUGAGAAUUCGUUAUUUGCCAAAAGGAUUUCUAAACCAGUUUACUGAAGACAAGCCAACUCUGAAUUUCUUCUACCAACAGGUCAAGAGCGACUACAUGUCAGAGGUGGCUGACCGCGUGGACCAGGACAUUGCUCUGAAGCUGGGCUGUCUGGAAAUCCGGCGCUCGUACUGGGAGAUGCGAGGCAACGCGCUGGAGAAGAAGUCCAACUACGAAGUGUUGGAAAAAGAUGUUGGUUUGAAGCGAUUUUUUCCUAGGAGUUUACUGGAUUCUGUCAAGGCCAAAACGCUACGGAAGCUGAUCCAACAGACGUUUAGACAGUUUGCCAACCUUAACAGAGAAGAAAGUAUUCUGAAAUUCUUUGAGAUCCUCUCCCCGGUGUAUAGAUUCGAUAAAGAAUGCUUCAAGUGUGCUCUGGGUUCAAGCUGGAUUAUCUCAGUGGAACUGGCAAUUGGCCCCGAAGAAGGCAUCAGUUACCUCACAGACAAGGGCUGCAAUCCCACACAUCUGGCCGACUUCAAUCAAGUGCAAACCAUUCAGUACUCGAACAGCGAAGACAAGGACAGGAAAGGGAUGCUGCAGCUGAAAAUCGCCGGCGCGCCCGAGCCUCUGACAGUGACAGCGCCGUCCCUAACCAUCGCCGAGAAUAUGGCGGACUUGAUAGAUGGGUACUGCCGGCUGGUGAACGGGGCCACACAGUCUUUUAUCAUCAGACCCCAGAAAGAAGGCGAACGGGCUUUGCCAUCGAUACCAAAGCCGGCCAACAGCGAGAAGCAAGGCGUGCGGACACACGCGGUCUCUGUGUCAGAUGAAAUUAGUGGGGACGAAACAGAUGAUUAUGCUGAGAUCAUAGACGAAGAAGACACCUACACCAUGCCCUCGAAAAGCUAUGGAAUAGAUGAAGCCAGGGAUUAUGAGAUUCAGAGAGAAAGAAUCGAGCUUGGACGGUGCAUCGGAGAAGGCCAGUUUGGAGACGUCCAUCAAGGCGUCUACAUGAGCCCAGAGAACCCAGCGCUGGCGGUCGCAAUUAAAACAUGUAAAAACUCUACUUCGGACAGCGUGAGAGAGAAAUUCCUUCAAGAAGCCUUGACGAUGCGGCAGUUCGACCACCCUCACAUUGUGAAGCUGAUCGGCGUCAUCACGGAGAACCCCGUCUGGAUAAUCAUGGAGCUGUGCACACUCGGAGAGCUGAGGUCAUUUCUGCAAGUAAGGAAGUACAGUUUGGAUCUGGCGUCUCUGAUCCUCUAUGCCUAUCAACUUAGUACAGCUCUCGCGUAUCUGGAGAGCAAAAGAUUUGUGCACAGGGACAUUGCUGCUCGGAACGUUCUGGUGUCCUCAAAUGAUUGUGUAAAACUAGGAGACUUUGGAUUAUCCCGAUACAUGGAAGACAGUACUUACUACAAAGCUUCCAAAGGAAAAUUGCCAAUUAAGUGGAUGGCUCCAGAGUCCAUCAAUUUUCGACGUUUUACCUCAGCUAGUGAUGUGUGGAUGUUUGGCGUGUGCGUGUGGGAGGUCCUGAUGCACGGCGUGAAGCCCUUUCAAGGAGUGAAGAACAAUGACGUGAUCGGCCGGAUCGAGAACGGGGAGAGGCUGCCGAUGCCGCCGAACUGCCCUCCGACCCUCUACAGCCUUAUGACGAAGUGCUGGGCCUAUGACCCCAGCAGGCGGCCCCGGUUCACUGAGCUCAAAGCUCAGCUCAGCACAAUCCUGGAGGAGGAGAAGGUCCAGCAGGAAGAGCGAAUGAGGAUGGAGUCCAGAAGACAGGUCACGGUGUCCUGGGACUCCGGAGGGUCCGACGAAGCGCCGCCCAAGCCCAGCAGACCCGGUUACCCCAGUCCAAGGUCCAGCGAAGGAUUUUACCCCAGUCCUCAGCACAUGGUACAGACCAAUCAUUAUCAGGUCUCUGGCUAUCCUGGAUCCCAUGGGGUCACGGCCAUGGCUGGCAGCAUCUACCCGGGCCAGGCAUCUCUCUUGGACCAGACGGACUCCUGGAAUCACAGAGCGCAGGAGAUAUCAAUGUGGCAGCCCAGCGUGGAGGACUCGGCGGCGCUGGACCUGCGCGGGAUCGGGCAGGUGUUGCCGACCCACCUGAUGGAGGAGCGGCUGAUCCGGCAGCAGCAGGAGAUGGAGGAAGAUCAGCGCUGGCUGGAAAAGGAGGAGAGGUUUCUGAAACCCGACGUCCGGCUCUCUCGAGGCAGUAUUGACAGGGAGGACGGAAGCCUCCAGGGCCCGACUGGAAACCAACACAUCUAUCAGCCUGUGGGGAAACCAGAUCCUGCAGCUCCGCCAAAGAAACCGCCACGGCCUGGGGCCCCCGGUCACCUGGGCAGCCUUGCCAGCCUCAGCAGCCCCGGGGACAGUUACAACGAGGGUGUCAAGCCAUGGAGGCUUCAGCCCCAGGAAAUCAGCCCCCCGCCCACUGCCAACCUGGACCGGUCCAACGACAGGGUGUACGAGAAUGUGACGGGCCUGGUGAAGGCUGUCAUCGAAAUGUCCAGCAAGAUCCAGCCAGCCCCACCAGAGGAGUACGUUCCCAUGGUGAAGGAAGUCGGCCUGGCCCUGCGGACAUUACUGGCCACCGUGGACGAGACCCUUCCGGUCCUGCCAGCCAGCACUCACCGAGAGAUCGAGAUGGCCCAGAAGCUGUUGAACUCCGACCUGGGCGAGCUCAUCAACAAGAUGAAACUGGCUCAGCAGUGCGUCAUGACCAGCCUCCAACAGGAGUAUAAGAAGCAGAUGCUGACCGCUGCGCACGCCCUGGCCGUGGACGCCAAAAACUUGCUGGACGUCAUUGACCAAGCGAGACUGCGGAUGCUCGGACCCACGAGGCCGCACUGAGGGCGCUCUCCGCGGACGUUCUCCGGCCUUCCACCAGCAUGAGGGGCCCCGGGUCCUCGGCCGCCAGCACGCGCCGCGCCGACGGCUGUGACUGACAGCUGGUUGAAAGCUCUUUCAUUUCAAUUUAACCACAUUUGAUUUGAGUUCAGUUUUUUUGUCUCUUUCUUUUCUUUCUUCUUCUUUUUUUUUUUUAAUCAUGGCGUUCAGAAAAGUCCAGGAUCCAAAACGUGGCAUUUUUCUGAGAAUGAAAAUUGUUCGUGAGACGCUUUUAAGAAUCUUGAAGAACAGAUGGUGUUCACGUUAGGGUGUUUCCGUGGAAGCGGCCCCGGCGGUGGUGUGCGGACUCGAACCAGCCCAGCGAUGUGUUGGGAGGCGGGGAGACGGGGCGGAGAAUGCCGGGAGACCCGAGGGGCUGGGAAUUCUUCGGCGAGCUGCGGAGCCGCGGCCGGACUCCAGUCUCUGUUGGGAGAGCGUUCUUGAGGCGCCGUCUGCUAGCACCGCUUUAAGAGAAGGAAUGUCAGAGCUAUAUUUUGAAGACUUGAGUCGUUUCAGAAAAAAGCAACCACCCUUUUGUCUUUCCUGCCUUUUACUUUCCUGUCGGAUAUGUGAAGAUUUGGUUGGAAGCUAGCUGUAGAACACACUAAAAACCUUGUCUUUUUUCACCAGAAUAAUGUGCCAGUUUUUUGUAGCAAUGUUACUUCUCUUGGAAGCAGAAAUGCUUUGUACCAGAGCACCUCCGAGCUGCGCUGAGAAGAGGUUCUGGAACCAACCCUGUUUUCCAGUUUUAUAUAAUUUAUAAAGAAAGAUUGAAGCCAUGUUGACUCUCUCGCAGCCACUGGAGCUGACUAACCCUUCAUCAUGUCUGUCUUCCCAGCGGAGAAUUAAGCAAAGCAGAGAUUCGGUUUUCUUUUGAUGUCCAGUUACACCAUCCAUUCUGUUAAAUAAUUUUGAAAAAUAUGCCCUCCCUUUAGUUUGUCGGGGGAUAUAAAUUAUUCUCAGGAAGAAUAUAAUGAACCGUACAGUUACUUUGACCUAUUAAAAAGGUGUUACCAGUAAA
Molecule: messenger RNA, 4936 nt
Organism: Mustela erminea (ermine)
Lineage: Eukaryota; Metazoa; Chordata; Mammalia; Carnivora; Mustelidae
Gene: PTK2
Product: protein tyrosine kinase 2
Exons: 38
Coding region: 673-3879 (1068 amino acids)
Biological process (GO): signal complex assembly; protein phosphorylation
Cellular component (GO): focal adhesion; cytoskeleton
Molecular function (GO): protein tyrosine kinase activity; ATP binding
Source: RefSeq, a predicted model, not a curated record